AUGCCUGAUGAAGAAUUUAUUCUUCCAAAUUCUGCACCCACCUCCUCACACACUCAGAUAAAGAAGAUAGAUGAAGAAAUUACACUUCCAAAUUCACCACCCCCCUCCUCACACACUCAGAUAAAGAAGAUGGAUGACAAAAUUUCCCAGGAUGAAGAAAUUUCUCUUAAAACCCCACCACCCAUCACGGCCCCUAUUCUCCUAAAGAGGAUGGAUGAAGAUAUUACUCGCAAAACCCCACUAUCGUCCACCACACCCACUACACCCCCCAACAUGAUAAAGGGUAUGAAUGAAGAAAUUUUUCUUAAAACCCCACCACCCAUCACGGCCCCUAUUCUCCUAAAGAGGAUGGAUGAAGAUAUUACUCGCAAAACCCCACUUUCGUCCACCACACCCACUACACCCCCCAAUAUGAUAAAGGGUAUGAAUGAAGAAAUUUCUCUUAAAACCCCACCACCCAUCACGGCCCCUAUUCUCCGAAAGAGGAUGGAUGAAGAUAUUACUCGCAAAAUCCCACUAUCGUCCACCACGCCCACUACACCCCCCAUAUUAUAA
Folsomia candida is the source of this 555-nucleotide messenger RNA. RefSeq names its product platelet glycoprotein Ib alpha chain. Bases 1 to 555 code for a protein of 184 amino acids. NCBI's taxonomy places the organism in Eukaryota, Metazoa, Arthropoda, Collembola, Entomobryomorpha, Isotomidae. The record is from RefSeq and is a predicted model, not a curated record. The transcript has a single exon.